AUGAGCACUGCUAAGCAAGGAUCAACAUUUUGGUUGAGCAUAACUGGUCUCCUCUGCUCCAUCUUCUUUCUAGCCGGCCAAUACUAUGCUAGCGGCCCAACAUCUGCAUCUACACCAUUCCUCGACUUCGUUAAAGCUCGCCGCACAUACUAUGCUUUGACCGACACACUCCCAUUUGGAAAGGAAACGGUUGUUGAAAUUGUUCAGGACUUAGUCCAAGAUGUGCCCAGCGCCUUCAACUCUCAGUCCAAUCGUGUCGUGAUCCUCUUUGACCAAGAGCAUGGCAAGUUCUGGGAUACUGUCAGCCGCACUCUGAAGAACGUCGUAGCUGAGGAUCAAUGGGAAUCAACACGCGACCGUAUCGCCACGUUCAAGGAUGCUGCAGGAUCAGUCCUCUUUUUCGUAGAUGAAGCAGUAGUUCAGGAACUUGCCGCCAACAUUCCUGCAUAUGCAGAUGAAUUCCCAAUUUGGGCUACCGAGUCAGGUGGCAUGUUGCAACAUUCUGCCUGGACAGCCCUAGAGGCAAAGGGCCUUGGUGCCAACCUCCAGCAUUACAACCUCGUCAAUGCCGAGAUCGCCAAGACGUGGGGACUUCCUGCUACCUGGCGGCUCAAAUCUCAACUCGUCUUUGGUGGACGAGCGGGUGAGCCAGGUGAGAAGACUUUCAAACCACUGAGCGAGAAACUCAAGGUAUUUGGCGCAUAG
This is a messenger RNA of Clonostachys rhizophaga, 705 nucleotides long. The record is from the annotation of a GenBank genome assembly. NCBI's taxonomy places the organism in Eukaryota, Fungi, Ascomycota, Sordariomycetes, Hypocreales, Bionectriaceae.